Molecule: messenger RNA, 906 nt
Organism: Colletotrichum navitas
Lineage: Eukaryota; Fungi; Ascomycota; Sordariomycetes; Glomerellales; Glomerellaceae
Product: SCP-like extracellular protein
Exons: 3
Coding region: 1-906 (301 amino acids)
Cellular component (GO): extracellular region
Source: RefSeq, a predicted model, not a curated record
AUGAAAUCUUCAGUCGUCCUUGCUGCUACUGGCGCCGUCAUGGCCAUGGGUGCCGCCCUCGAUCCCCGUGUCAUGAAGACUAUGCUGGACAUCACCUUUGUAACCGUCACCGUUACCGACGGUAUGGAGCCUACUCCUAGCCCUACUUCCUCGACUCCGGCCGUCUUCUACGAGGCUCCCGUCUCCGUUCCCAAAGUCGAGCAGUCGCCUGAGCCUGCGCCCGCGCCCGUGUUCCAGACCAUCAUCAUCUCCAACACCCCCGAGCCCACCCCGACUCCGACCCCGACCCCUACGCCCGAGCCGGUUGUGGCGCCCGUCGUGCCCUCCCCUCCCCCUGCCAAGCCUGUCGUUGUCGAGACUGCGCCGGCUGCCCCUAGCCCCGCUCCUGUUGCUGAUGACCUCGAGAGCACCUGCAUCGACACUCACAACCUUCACCGCGCCAACCACUCCGCCCCUGCUCUGAGCUGGGACAGCCAACUUGCCAGCUAUGCCCUCAUCACUGCCAAGACCUGUGUCUUUGAGCACGACAUGUCGGAAGGUGGUGGUGGCUAUGGUCAGAACCUUGCCAUGUGGGGUGCCACUGGCUCCGAGAAUCUCGGCGAGGCCAAGGCUGCCCAGCGUGCCAUCACUGAUCAAUGGUACAACGGCGAGAUCAACCUCUACCCCGGCUAUGGCCUGCCCAACCUUGACAUGUCCAACUUCCUUUCGUGGGGUCAUUUCUCCCAGUUGGUCUGGGUUGACUCCACCACUGUCGGCUGCGCCGUAAACUACUGUGCUGCCGGAACCCUGAGCUCUAUUGGUAGCUGGUUCACCGUCUGCAACUACAAGUCCCAGGGCAACGUCAUCGGUAGCUUCGCUCAGAACGUCCUGCCUCCUCGCGAUGCUGCUUCCGUCUACGUUGCUUAA